Acaulospora colombiana is the source of this 6696-nucleotide messenger RNA. Lineage: Eukaryota; Fungi; Glomeromycota; Glomeromycetes; Diversisporales; Acaulosporaceae. The record is from the annotation of a GenBank genome assembly.
AUGGAUGGUAAACAAUUAAUCGAGCUUUUUGAUGACUUCGCGAGCUCUCAAGAUAAUGACGGAAAGGCUCGUGACGCUCUCUUUGACGGUUGUCUUAAUGCGUCAACUCGAGAGCUCGAUGAUUUUUUUAAUGAGCUCUCGGACCUCCUACCCCACUCUCUCGACACCUACCUUCCGGCUUUGAUAAAUUACCUUUCUUACCCUCGUAAUCGAUCUUCAACUUCUGACUUUGCCUCGAUUCUAAUCAAUGUCGUCAUCGCGCGCAACUUGCGCUACUUCGAUACCUCCGGUUUCGGGGAGCUCCUAUAUUACUGUAUCGAGCUCCUUUGGCAGACUUGUGAUAAGAAGAUCGCUGUCCAAGCAAUAAACCGUCUAUUUGAUGCAAUUCUGGAUGCCCAUGGUGUCUUCGGUAUUUUGAUAUCAGAAGCCUUUGGUCAUCAUUGUCUCAAACGUGUCCUCUUCGAUUUUAACAUGAUUAAUCGGAUUGAGAGAGACAAGUUGCUUAGGGCCGCGGACGUGAUUUCAUCUCUCGUGGACAAAUGUUCUGUACACGCGAAUGCCCCAUCUCAGUUAUCAGAGCGACUUUUCAUGUACAAGGCUUGCACUGAACUAUCAGAAACAUUGAACAGUUACCAAAGUGCCGAACGCGCCAUUCUAAACACCAAAAAAAAUUUGGUCCUGCCAACACUAGGGGAGAUGGUUAAGCAUGAAAAAAAAAGAAGCAGUGAAAAACAAGACCGAGAUAGAGAACAAAACACUCGUAACUCGGUGGUUGUUAAAAACUUGCCGCCUUUUUCAACUCGAGAUGAACAACACCUCUCCUUGUUAGGAAUGACGGCUCCUCAGAAGCUAUCAGAGUUAACAAACUUUUUACGAACUCUUGAACAACAGAAGAUAAAUUUACUCGGAGAUUUGAUGAAGUUCUUGCCAUGCUCAAGCUGUCACGAUCACGCUCUUGUAUAUUUCUCCCCUGAAAAAUAUUCUGUUGAGGAGGAAUCGAUGGAUUACACAUCAUCCGAAAACCUUUUCCGACUUCCAUUCGAAUUCAGCAAUGAUGAUAAGCUCGGACCGUGGGAUGUUCUGCUCAGCGAAGACGCGGUUAAAGAUAUGCGGCAAUUGGAGUCACCUCUGAAGACCAAAGCAGUUAUGAAAAAGCUCGGGCAUAUAUCAUCCGGGGCGUGGGAUCGACACGGGCUCCGAUGUACGAUCGCCAAUCCUUCAAGCAGUAAUUCUGUAGAUGUCUACGAAAUACUACUUCCCGAACAAGAUGAACUGAGAAUUUUCUGGCAGGUUGACCGCGGGUUCUCCACUCGCAGCCAAUCAUUCAAGCAGCUGGUGAGAAUCUGGACCGUUACUGCCAACCAAGAACAGAUCUGCGAGACGUUAAAGAAUCUUGAGAUGGUUCACCAGGUCUACACCCCUGUGCACAUUCAACAAUGUGCAACGGGCAACAAUGAAAUUGUUUUUCCUAGAGUUUUUGAGGAUGAUGAGGUGAAGUCUGCUGACGACAGGCUGUGUGACCAACAGGCAGAUGAUGAAAGACUGCUAAAGAAUUUGUUCAAGUCACUCGUCCUCGGAGGAUCUGACUUCACCUUCCAGGUGUCUAAAACUGAAUACGAGAUCAUCAACCAUCCUAAAUCGGCUAUCAUCGUUGGUCGAUCUGGGACAGGGAAAACAACGUGCAUUAUCUUUAGGUUGAUUGCUUCAUACUUGAAAGAACUCAGUUGCAAAAUACAUAAGACUCCUUCCUCGCAUCAUAGGAGACAGAUAUUCAUCACCGUGAGCCCCACUCUGUGCCUUCGGGUGAAGCAAUAUUUUAACCAAUUGCGAAGAUCAGCAGUACUCGCGGGCAAGAAGAUGUCAUUAACUCAGUUCUAUGAAUACAUGAAGGAGAGAGAGGAAAGCGGUGAUCUCGAUCAGCCGGAUAUCGAGUUGAUCGAAGAAGAUGAUGAGGAAAAAGUGUUGGGAGAUAUCCCGAAUUCAUUUGAUCAGUUAUCGGAACACCAUUUUCCGCUGUUUAUCACAUACGGAAAGUUUUCCAAAAUGCUCGAGGGAACCUAUGGCAUUGACGUUUCCAAGUUAUGGACGGCCAAAUAUCAAAAGUUUAUUACGGACGAUACUAAUGAGGGCGAGGAAUUUAUUCCUCCUAAAAUUUCUUUUGCAGAUACGUCCGAUGAGUCGUGGAGACAUUUUGUGGAUUUUCGUCUCUUCCAAAAAAAGUAUUGGCCUCAUAUUAGUCGAAAGAAGUUAGAUUGCGCCCUGGUUUACUCCGAAUUUUCCAUUAUCAAAGGUUCGAAUCCUGAUGUGGACCAUUUAUCAAGAGAGGAUUAUCGAGCCGUCAACAUUAAAAAACACCCAAUAUUUUACGACCGUGACAUGAUUUAUGACAUAUUCGAGCGAUAUGAACGCAUGAAGAUAUUGAAUCACGAUUAUGAUUUGAUGGAUCGAACGCUAGCCACCUUGCGUUGUGCCAAAAAGAAGGCAAUUGGUGGUCACCAAAUUCAUGAAGUAUAUGUUGAUGAAUGUCAAGACAACCAGCACAAUGUAUUGCCCGCGGAUCCUCUUUCCGUUUCCAAGGCUUCUAAUAAUUCGACUGUAGAUGUAAAUCAACUGCUCUACCAAUGGGAGCUCAGUCGGACCCAAGCUAAUAAUGGACCUUACAAGUUCAUAAAACCAAAAAGAUUUGAGCUUAAUACAAACUACCGUUCUCAUAACGGGAUCCUCCGACUUGCCGCAUCCGUGAUCGAUCUCAUCCGAAACUUUUUUCCCGAUUCCAUCGAUCGAAUGCCCCGUGAGAUGGGUGAGGUUGGCGGUCCGCGGCCUAUCAUUUUCGAGGGAUUUCAUGCUGAAAAAUUCCACUUUAGUGCCUUCUCUGCUGGUAAUCAUUCUGAAUUCGGCGCGGAUCAGGUCAUUAUCGUACGUGAUGAUGAAGCUAAAAAACGUGUAAGAGCUCUAAUCGGAAAAGUCGGCUUGGUGCUGACAGUCUUUGAGGCAAAGGGCAUGGAGUUCAACGACGUGCUCUUGUAUAAUUUUUUCACCGAUUCUCCCGCGCUCCUAAAGUGGCGGGUGAUUCUUUCUGUCUUGAGUAAUUAUUCAGGGGGAAUCCAGACCUUCUCUGUAGAAAAGCAUUACAUCAUUUCCUCGGAACUAAAACAUCUCUAUGUUGCGGUGACCAGAGCCCGAGAGCGAAUCUGGAUAUUCGACGAGAAUGCCGAGUUGAGUGAACCAAUCCGAACAUAUUGGAAGUAUCACGGUCUGGUCAAGGUUGUCAAGGGUGCGGACGAACUCUCUGUUUUCCCUACCUUGGCAAAGAAGAGUAGCACAAGCGAAUGGGAAAAACGGGGGAAAAGUUUCUUCGAACAGCGGUUGUAUGACCAGGCGAUUUUCUGUUUUGAAAAAAGUGAAAACAAAGAGAAACUCGACCUGUCCAACGCCUAUUAUCUUCAACAAAUUGCCAGGGACUCAAUAUAUGACUCUGACGAAGAGGUUGUAAAAUCUAACUUUAUUAGCGCCGCUCUGCAAUUUAUAAAAUGCUCUCGACCAACUCAGGCGGCUUCAUGCUAUAUGAGUGUCAAUAUGUAUGAAGAAGCGGGUGACGUUCUCGUCGAAUGGAAGAUGUUUGAGCCCGCUGCAGAUUGCUACCAUAAGGGCAAGAUCUGGCGCAAGGCGGGUGAGUAUUAUGAAAAAGCGAAUAAAUACACAAAGGCGGUUGUUUCUUAUAAAGAUGGUGGCGACUAUGAAACGGUAAUCGAUCUGAUGAAAAGGCAAGAAAUUGAAAAAAACACCUUCUACCGUCUUGCCCGACUUAUCAAUAUUCAUUUUAUCCGGGAGGGUAAAGAAGAGAUGAGCAAGAAAGCCCUUUCCCUCUUGUCGCAAGAAGAACAAGCUGAGCUCUUGAAGGACCAUGCACCAAACGAAUUUUUGAAGGUUUGCGAGAAGAGCAGCGAGUUUCGCAUUGCUGCCAAAUAUUUACGCUCUCAGGGAGAAUUUGAAAAGGCUGCUCAUAUGUUCACCCACUCCAAUGACAAGGACGAUAUCAUUGAGUCAUUAGAAUGUUUUUUGCAUUUAUGCAGGGCUAACGUGCUGAAAAACACUAUUUCGAAUAUUAGUAGUCCGAACCAUCUACCGGAAUUGCGCAGCCUCCUUUAUAAAGUGCACGGUGUUAUCAAAAAAAAAAUCCUAUCAAAACAGCAGAUAACUUUGAAAAAUGAAUUUCAGUUAUAUAUUAAUUAUUUGAAUAAUGACCUUGACAAGGUCCGCGAAUGCAUGCAAUUCUUCAGGGAACGUCAAGAUCUCGCCUCUGAAUUCUAUGCAAUCAAUGUGUGGCUUCACAUGCGAUCAAAUAUUGAGAUCAAGUAUUGGCGCGAACGGUUGCAGUGCUUACUUAGACUAUGUGAAAUAACCUUUCCUUUAAUAGUUCCUCGUCGAGAUGGCAACGUAGAAAAAAUUCGCGAUGAUUUUGAAAAAAUCCUUUUUGUAAGUGUAGUGGAUGGCCGCCCGCGGGAACGAAGAAUUCACUUAGACAGUCCACUCAUUCAUUUCAUGGACGAAAUGCAAGACGAGAAUCCCGGAAAGGAUCCUGCAGAAAUUAUAGAUGAUCGACACGUAUAUGACGUGGAUAUUGUGCACUGGAAAAUUUCGCGAUUCCUUGCUUCAUAUAUAUUCGAGCUCAUCGAAGAAGCCCACCGGAAGGGUUUAAAUAUUCCUAACAUCACGUCAAUAAUAUGUUCUAAUUCGGUAUCCUGUCGUCAGAAAUGUUCAUUUUAUCAUGCUAUUCCUACACCAUCAGUUAUAUGCCAACGCCUGGAACUUGGGUUCCUUCAAUAUAAUGUGAUGCGACAGUUAGACAUCUUAUACCGUCGCCGUGUUUUACCCAAAGAUGAACAAAGUAAACUUGUGCUUAGAUUCCAAAGAUGUUGGGCCGAAAAAUUGGUCGAAGCCCACAUUCGCUAUCAAACACCACAAACAAGCUGUUCAGAAAUUACUCACAUGAUGCUUACUAAACUUCCUAAGAUCGUGCGUACUGGAUUUAUUAGCCUUGCCCACAGGAUAUGGUUAAAUUCUAUAUUCAAGAACGUUGGCGACUUUGGAACAAUGUUAAAAUGCAUAUUCGUUCUUCAACAGCUGCGGGAUUACUGGGGAAUCAAUAAAUUUCAUUGGGAGAUGUCAAGAACACAAAGGCUUUAUCGCUCUAAAAGUUUACCUGUUGGCUUUGAACUCAAUGAUAGAAGUUCCCAAGCGAUCCCUGUUGGAAGACGACUUUCGUCAUUUUUCUUGUUUUCACGUGGUAAUAAAGUGAAGGAAGCAAUCUCAAAUGCAAGAGUGUUCAUUCAGUAUGCCAUAGAAAAUAUUCGGUUAGUCAGUAUUGUUGAAAUCCAUGCUUUUGGGGACCUUGUGUCUCUUAUGGAAUUCACGUUAUUUCUAAUUCUUGCGAAUUCUCCUGGGACUUGUGACUUUUGCCUCCCUCGAGCUUACCUGUUUAGUUAUUUCAAUGCAUUUAAUGUGAAGUCACUCCUCCCGAGUCAUGCCGGUUACCAUAGAACAGAUUUUCUCGGUGCAAUAGAGACCUUAUUAAAUCAAACGCAACGAUUGUUGCUUCACGAAGACACGAAAUAUCCAAAUGUCAUUCUUCGGCUAAUACGACUCCUAGUCCUCAUAGGUUUGAAUGAGUCCACUUUGAUCUCAAGGGUCUUAAAUUUAUUUAGAUAUUUGACCAAGGAACCUCGAUUUAAAAAUUAUAAGUACAUCGUGGAAAAAAAUACGGGAAGACUUUGGGAAAUUUUAAUCAAUGAUCUCAAAGAGACAGGCUGUGAUUCCCUUGUUAAUGUUUAUUACGACUGUGGCGGAAAAUCAAGAUUCUCUGUCUUUGAAAAGUAUGGCACUACAAAACUUUCUUAUAACUCUAUCGAGGGAUUCCAUUCUUCCCUCCGGAGGAUGAUGUCUUCAACUGAAGAAAGGAUUGCUACUGCUCCGGAAAAUCAAUCCUUGACGAAACAAUCGGAAAUUAAUGAACAAAAUGAAACCCCAAUGGCCAUUUCUUUUGUUGGUGAUGAAGAUGAGCAAUCUAUAGAUCUCAAUAUGGUUCAAGAGACAACCAUUGAAAUGCAGUCCCGGUUCCUCAAAAUUCAACUUUCACCCAAGGCCCGUGAGGCAGCGGCAAAGAUUCAAAUCUGGUUCCGACGAAUCUACGAACGACAAAAGUCUCGUAAGUCCUAUAAUGAUCAAACUUUGAGCAGAAUUUACAACGAAAUGCUUGGCUUCUGUCGAAAUUCAUUGCACUGGAAAGCUGUUGUAAGACAAAAGGGAAAAAGGGUAGUGCUUAAAUACAAUAUUUUGUUGAAAGGCCCGACGGUAGACAUAAUCGUAAAACUAACUAAGCUGCAGAAUGAAAUGGACACAAUAAAAUACAAGUUAAAAAAAGCAAUUAAUGAUCGCCGCAUAGAUAAUAUGAAGCUUGAAAAGUUAUUAGAAUUAGAAGACAAACUAAAAGAUGAAUACGAAGAGAAAGUUGACCAAGCGUUGAAAUCAGUAUUGCCUAAUACGAACAUAGCAAAACAUAAGGAAGCAAAUAUUAAAUGGCUAAAAAAUCAAUUGCAACAGGCAAAAGACAUCAUUGAUGAGAUUUUGGAAUGGAAGGACGAAUGUAAGACCGCCAUGAAAUCGACUAGUUUUGAACCCGAUUAUUAUCAAUAUUGA